ACCUCUGUCUGUAGCUAAGGCGGGGGGAUUAUCGCCGAGCAUGCUCCCUGCGCCGCUGCGCCCCGCCGGCUUCCCGGCGGAUUUGCGGAGGGACCGUAACCUUUGCAUAACAGCCGGGGCCGGCGGGGCACGGAGCGGGCAGAGCCCCGGGACCCUCCUGCCGCUGCCACCGGGCGGGCGCUGCCGUCCCCGCCGGGCUCCGGGAGCGGCCCGGCUCCUCAGCGGCUCCAUCAAACUACAUGGGAAAUAGCCCAAAGUGGCCAAAAGCCGCUGGGAGGGUGGCAGCAGCUCUGGUUGCACCAUGGCCGAGCCAAAGUCUGUGUGUGUUUCGGUGGACGAGGUGGUCUCCAAUGGCACAGACCCCCAGGACAUUCGACUCAUGAAUGGACACUUAAAAAAAGUGGACAAUGCCCUGACAGAAGCUCACAGGUUCUCCUACCUGCCCCGCAGGCCAGCUGUGAACAUUGAGUUCAAAGAACUGUCCUACUCCAUCCAGGAAGGGCCAUGGUGGAGAAAGAAAGGUUAUAAGACCCUUUUGAAAGGAAUUUCAGGGAAGUUCAGCAGUGGAGAACUCGUUGCAAUUAUGGGACCUUCAGGAGCUGGGAAGUCAACGCUUAUGAAUAUUCUGGCAGGAUACAGAGAGACGGGGAUGAAAGGAGAAAUCCUCAUCAACGGGCAGCCCCGCGACCUGCGCUCCUUCCGCAAAGUCUCCUGCUACAUCAUGCAGGAUGACAUGCUCCUCCCUCACCUCACUGUCCAGGAAGCUAUGAUGGUAUCUGCUCAUCUGAAACUUCAAGAGAAGGAUGAAGGGAGGAGAGAAAUGGUGAAGGAAAUCCUGACAGCCCUGGGUUUGCUGACGUGUGCCAACACGAGGACUGGGAGUCUUUCUGGAGGCCAGAGGAAGCGUCUUGCCAUUGCUUUGGAGCUGGUGAACAACCCUCCUGUCAUGUUCUUCGAUGAACCAACCAGUGGCUUGGACAGUGCAUCAUGUUUCCAGGUGGUCUCUCUGAUGAAGGCUUUGGCCCAGGGUGGCAGGUCCAUCAUCUGCACGAUUCACCAGCCCAGUGCAAAGCUGUUUGAGCUCUUUGACCAGCUCUAUGUUCUGAGUCAAGGUCAGUGCAUUUACCGUGGGAAGGUAACAAACCUCGUCCCUUACCUGAGAGAUUUGGGGUUGAAUUGUCCAACCUACCACAACCCAGCAGAUUUUGUUAUGGAAGUGGCCUCUGGUGAGUACGGGGACCAGAACAGCCGCCUGGUCAGGGCUGUGAGGGAGAGGAUUUGUGACACAGACUACAAGAGAGACGUGGCUGGGGAGCACGAGCUGAACCCCUUCCUCUGGCACCGGCCCUCUGAAGAGGACUCCUCCUCCACAGAAGGCUGCCACAGCUUCUCUGCCAGCUGCCUGACCCAGUUCUGCAUCCUCUUCAAAAGAACUUUCCUCACCAUCAUGAGGGACUCGGUCCUGACACACUUGCGGAUCACCUCACACAUUGGCAUUGGGCUGCUCAUUGGAUUGCUCUACUUGGGCAUUGGCAAUGAAGCCAAGAAAGUCCUCAGCAACUCGGGAUUCCUCUUUUUUUCCAUGCUGUUCCUCAUGUUUGCUGCGCUCAUGCCGACUGUCCUCACCUUUCCCCUCGAGAUGGGAGUGUUUCUCAGAGAGCAUCUGAACUACUGGUACAGCCUGAAAGCCUAUUACCUCGCCAAAACCAUGGCUGAUGUUCCUUUUCAGAUCAUGUUCCCUGUGGCUUACUGCAGCAUCGUGUACUGGAUGACUUCCCAGCCCUCCGACGCGCUCCGCUUCGUCCUCUUCGCAGCCCUGGGCACCAUGACAUCCCUGGUGGCUCAGUCCCUGGGCCUGCUCAUAGGUGCAGCCUCCACAUCCCUCCAGGUGGCAACUUUUGUGGGCCCAGUUACUGCCAUCCCAGUCCUUCUGUUCUCUGGGUUUUUUGUCAGCUUUGAUACCAUCCCAACAUACCUCCAAUGGAUGUCCUACAUUUCCUAUGUCAGAUAUGGGUUCGAAGGAGUCAUCCUCUCCAUCUAUGGACUGGACCGAGAAGAUCUGCAUUGUGACAAAGAUGACACCUGCCACUUUCAAAAAUCAGAGGCCAUCCUGAAAGAACUGGAUGUAGAAAAUGCCAAACUUUACCUGGACUUCAUUGUUCUUGGGAUUUUCUUCUUCUCUCUGCGCCUGAUUGCCUAUUUUGUCCUCAGAUACAAAAUCCGAGCGGAGAGGUAAAGGAAAAGCAGCUAAGCCAAUGCAGUAGGAGAACUUUAGACAUGCAAUAGAGGGCACUUGACAUUGUCUCACUGUGGCAGGCUGGUCCCCAGUGCCCAGCCAGAUGCUGACCGAGCCCAUGGAGAGCCACAAUGGGAUAGUGGACAUACAGUGUUAAACCAAUCAGUCCAGUUGGGUUGGGUCAUGUUUUCAUUACACUUUCUAGCUUUAACUAGGAAGAAGAACUAGAAGGGAAUUUUACACCACAGAAUAUCAAUACUGAGGCAGUGUAACUUGUACAAGAAACCUGGCUGCAGGAGCUUUCCUUAUGAAAACCAAUUUUGGAAUAAGGUCACCGGGAUACCAGUCCUGGUGGCCAGAAUAGUGUAAUGUCAUCUCUAGUUGACAAGGUAGUGAGAUGCAAAAUGAGGAAUGCAAAGAAAAUAGGAUUCUCUCAUCUUUUUGAAUUUCAUCUUUGCAGUUUUCUAUGUAUUAUUUUGCAAUUCUUUUCCACGGAAUUACCCCUUCUGGCUAAAAGUCUGUAAAUGUAUUAAUAAGGUAAAGAUAUCUUUUUAAUACGGAUACUUUUUUAAAAGAAACCUAAAGUGAUUCAAGUAAUUAUUUUUGUUUCUGUCUGAAUUUAGAAUUCUGGUGCUUUACUUGUCGAGCUGGUCUCAUAUCUGAAAACUGUAAUGACAGGAAGAAAAGGCAGAUUCUGAAUCUGCACGAAACCUGUGGUCCCAUUUGGAAGCAGCACUGGAUAGCACAUGCAGUUAGACAUGGUCAAGCUGUCACUGAAUGGUUAAAAAAAAGAUUCUUUUUCAGUGUCUUCAAAUCCUUAGUAUUUGUGAUAUUUUGGGAUACUAGCUGUGUUCAUUGAUCUACCUCCUGCAACUGAAAAAAAAAUCAAAGCACUCCAAGGCUCAUUUUGAAUUAAAUUUUGAAAGCAGGAUCUGUCCCUAAAGUGAUUGUUAAAGGAGUGCAAGAGCCUGUGACUGCCUCAUCCAGAGGUGUUCAUUUAUAUCUGCAACACACUGUGUAGGACUCUCCAAAAAAUACACAAAUGACUUGUAACACUGCAGGUCUAGGUAUGCCAGGCAGUUCUGUUCUCAUCCCUAAGUCUACAUAAACAACAUGAGAAUCAGUUGAACUGAACAUCAAUGAAACUGUUAUUUUGGGUAUCUCACCUCUGUAAAUUUGGCAGGGGGGAAUUCUGGUUUGAAUUUUGUCACUUAUUUUCAUGGAUUUGCAUUUUCAACCCCAAAUGAAUCCACCAUACUCACACUUGGCGAGCUUUGGUGCAAAUUGCACAGCCUUCUGCCGUGACUGUGAAUUUAUCUUCGUGUCCCAGACCCCUGAGUGAGUCCUGCACCUCCUGUAAAUGCAUUAUUCCCAUCAGGAUGCUGAAGUCUGGCAGGUUGGAGGCAGCUCAGUGUCAGCAAACCCUCGAGGAGCCCAACAGCUCAUGGCAGCAGGGCAGGUAAGAGACACCUGGCACAUCUUCUGGCCCCCAGCAGAUUCAAAAAUUCACAAACUUCCAAGACCCCGUGGCUGUGUCUGUCCUAGUGAAAUAAAUAGUGCCAGGGCCAGCUCUGCCAGUCCUCAGGCAGCUGGGGUUAACAGGAAUGGUCCCUGGAUUGACUUUUACACAACCCAAACACUGUCUGGAGAAGCUCUGGCUGUGCUGGGCUGCAGCUCUGCAUUUUAGCAGGGAAGAAAAUUGUUUCUCAGUUUUCCUGACCUGUGCCCAGGCUCUGUUUGAUUUACUAAUACAGACACAGACUGCAGGAAUCUGUCGAACUCAGGACAUCUGAACUAAGCCUGUUGUCUGGAAGGUUUUAAAUCGAGUCACAUAUUUUAGGAAGGCUAGCUGAACUUUCCCUGAAUAUAAGGUUUACCUGUGAAAGCAAAAUUAAUCUUUACUGUAGAAGAAAAACCAAAUUCCUUGCACAGCCUCUUUGCAUAAUUUUUGUUGCUGUUUUUUCUCAAAAAGCUUUUGAACAGCUCUGCAGCUUUUCCAGGCAUAAUCACGAGCAGGUAUAAACCUAUAUGGCUGCCAGAUUUGAAAAAUUAAGAGUUUGAGCUAUUCUAAAUAAUACUCACAGCUGUGAACAGUUUUUAAACAAGGCACAAGCUGAAAUCCCUUCAGCAAAACAUGCCUUGAUUAUUUCAAGACUCUCAAAGUGGUUGUGAGUAUUAAAGGCAGUUCAAACAUUUUUUUGCAAGCAGACCAAGGACUACAUUUGCCAAAAUACUCUUGGGUUGCAGACUUCUGGUCCAAGCUGAGGUCAAAGAGUGUGACAUCCCUGGCACUGAACAGCUUCAGGGUUUAUGUUUUGUGUUUACCAACACCAUUUACCAAAUAGCACCCUGACAAUCCCUUGCAGUGUUCCAAAUGAGGUAACUUUGCUGGCAUUUCCACACUGCUAUCUUGCAGGAUGCCCUUCUCUCCCAUUCAGACCAGUUUAGCUGUAUGAAUUCCUUGGAUAAUGUCUUAUCUCUGCCUGUUCCUCUCUUUUUAGACUGUCUCAUUUUAUGUUUGUAGCCUCCAGUAUGUCCUCCUGUACUGUAACUUUGUAUUGUGUUAUGGUAGCCAAAAAAAUCUGUCCCUCCAUGGAUGUUAUUGAGAAAAUUCCUGCUCUGGGAAUAUUUUUUGUCACUCCUUUUUUUUGUUAGCUUCGCUUUUUCCAGCCUUCUGCUGGCAGCAUUUAGCUGGAAGUUACUAUUCUAAGGAAUGAUUUCAGACUGUAGUAUCCCAGUAAAGAAGUAAUUCUCUGGGAGCUCAGUGACACACAUAGAUGAGAUAAUAAUUUUUUCCCUCCCUAGCUCACAAAUUAACUAAUGAUCUCUCUUUUGUCACUGCUGUGGGACAGAAGCAUUUAAAAUCCAUCCCAAUUAUGUUUUCAUCUACUUCAAAGAUUUUCAACGUAGUCUCAGGUUGGCUUUUUUUGUCUUUACCUGGAGAUAAAUUCCAACAGGCUCGUAUAAAACACAUUCCCAGGUGAAUGGGCUGAGCAUGCAGGUGCUGGUGAGUUGAGCAGCACUUUGUGAAGCUCUGGAGGCUUCACUUGGAAGAAUAAGGCCAGCAGGAUUCUUCAAACCCUCAAUUUAAAAAUCCUCAGUUUUAUAGCCAUAUAUAAAGAGCCAUAAACUCCUUGAAGUCAAUGCCACUAUUACCAUUUGAACCAGUCACAGCCUGGCUAAAAGUUGUGGAAGAGGAAAAAGGUGUCUAAAGGUCACUUGAAAACUGAAUGUAUGAUUUUUGUUGAGAUUGCAGGAAGAUUUCAGUGUCCUGUUGGCCUCCUUGUUCUAUUUUGACUUGUUUUGAGACAUUGCUUUGGUUACUGUGUGCAUUAGUUAAGACUUUAGGUCUUUCAUACUUUUUUUGUUGUUUUUCUUUGUGGAAACUUGCAUAUAAUCUGAAAAACCCUGAAGGUUUUUAAAAAAACAACUUGAAGCAUUAUUAUUUACAAUUAAAUAAAAGACUUGGAAAGCAAAUUCUACUCUUAAGAAAUUGAGAAGGUUCCAUUGUUACAGGUCAAAGGGAGUGGAAGAAGACUGGUGCUGAAAUCCUCUUGGGCUCUCAGAAUUUAGAGCACAAAGCACCAAUUUUCAUUAAAAGAGAGGAAUAUGUGCUCAUGUAACAGGGAGAGCUGGUUAUGUAAGUGGGAGAUAAUGAACCUGAGUCCAAGAACUGGAUGUCUCAGGUGAUUGACAGCUCCAUCCACACUUUUGUGUCAAACUCUGUGUUCUCAGCAGAAAGGAAUGUUUUAUUAAACACUCGUUCCUGCAAGGAAGUGUGGUCCAUACUGACCUGUGGCACCCCAGUGAUCCUCACAGAGAUCCUACCUGACCUAUUUACACAGUGCUGGGUGGAUUUUGGGAGUCUGAGAACUGGGGGGAAGGCCAGCAAAGCAGAUAUCCUGGUGGGAGUCUGUUACAGACCACUCAACCAGGAUGAAGAGGCAGAUGAAAUGUUCCGUGGGAAGCCUUGUGGUCAAUGCCCAGUGUUCCUGUGGGAGACUUUUACUUGCCAGAUUUCUGCUGGAAAUACAGCACAGCAGAGAGGAAACAGUCCAGGAGGUUCCUGGAGUAUGUGGGAGGCAAUUCCUGCCACAGCUGGUGAGGGAACCGGGCACUGGUGAUGCCCCACUGGGGCUGCUGGUGAACAGAGAAGGGCUGGUGGGUGAUGUGACGGUGGGAGAUCCUCCUGGGCACAGCAAACAUGAAAUGAGAGGUUUUGGUUCUUGGGGAGAUGGAGGGGUGGCAGCAGAACCCCCACCUCGGAUUCUGGAGGGCAGACUGUGCUUGGGAGCUGGAUUGGCAGAGUCCCCUGGGAGGCAGCCCUGAAGGGCUGAGAAGUCCAGGAAGGCUGGGGAUCCUUAAGGAGGAAAUCCUAAAGGCACAGCAGGAGCAGGCCAUCCAUCCCCAUGUGCCAAAGGACGAGCCACAGGGGGAGAAGGAUUGGCCUGGCAGAGCAGAGAGCUUUGGCUAGAGCUCAGGGAACAAAACAGGGUGUAUGGCCUUUGAAAGACAGGGCAGGCAGCCCAGCAGGACUACAAGGAUGUUGUGAGGUUAUUCAAGGAGAAAUUAGAAGGGCCAAAGCCCAGCUAGAACUUAAUCUGGCUACUGCUGUAAGAGACAAUUAAAAAUAUUUCUGUAAAUACAGCAGUAAGGAGAGCCUCCAUCCUUCAUUGGAUGCCACCCUUUAUUUCCUACCAGAACAGCCCCACAGGGUGCAGCUGCUCAGGAAUUUCUGAGUGGAGAUCCAUUUGUAACAUAUGAUCCUGUGAAAAGCUGUUGGGAACUAGAAGUAGGCAGAAAAUGACACGGUGUCAUGUCCUGUGUGACAACUUGUGACAGGCUGAUCACUGCAGUGCCACACAGCACUGGUGAGUGCAGAAAUUAUGUGCUGAGCACCACUGGAGUUCAUCAGGAGCUCUGCCAUUAGUGAACAGGGGCAGUGGCAUUUUCAGGGAUUGACUCCUGCUGCCCUCCUCUUAAAUACCUGUUCCCACAGUACACAAUGGGGUUGUUGGUGCAUCCCACGGAGUGAUUUUUAUCAGCCCACAUACCACUCUUCAUAUUGCGUGUCUAAAAGUUUCAGGUUGAGCCUGCAAACAUAGCAAGUUUUGUUUUAAUUCUGUUUAAUGCUUUAUUUCUGUUUCUGUACAUAUUUCAAGUAGAGUUUCUGAAGGAGUAAUUGUACCGUAGAGCACAAGAUUCAGCUUCAGUCUUUUUGUCAUUUUGAAAUCUUAUGGUGGAUGAUAAUUUCAUGCAGUUUUCAGCUGUAGAACCUUUCUUUAAGAGAUUUAGAUUUCUGUUGGGACCUGUUGCCAGCACUGUAAAACAAAAAGUCAGGAUGUGUCUCCUGUCACCAAGCAUGGCCAUGGCUCAGCCUGCACUCUCUGCACUGGUUGUGCCUUCAAGACACACCCAGCUUUUGCAGCUACUGCUGGUUCUUUUUUUUGUUUCUUUUCUUUUAUCAGGGGGUUUCCCUGCGGCUCAGCCCAUGCCUUGUGUCCCUUUUUUCUGGAUAUUCAUGGCUGCUGUCCACGUGGGGUGUGAAAAUGAGCUGCUUGGGAAGAGUGCAGGGUGGUUAAAGGUGGGUGGGUGACUUGGAGACUUCUUUGAGCUACCAAAACCCCAAUGUGCUGGAUCUCUGGGCGUGCUUUACUCUUUCAAAAAGAAAAGAAAUUCAAAAAUGUCUUUUUAGGCAGAUUGCAAGGCAACAUGGAAGCUUGUACUUCUAAAGGUUGACGAGGUUUUCUACUUCAGUGGCAUCUGUGAUGUCUUUUUUUCUGACCCCACAGUAGCUAAUUUAGUGGCCCAUUUAGGGUAAUCAUUAUGCAAACUCCUUUCUGCUACUCCCAGAAACCAGCUUUCCUGGCCUCAAUGAUAAUUAUACCAGCCUUUACAAAUGUGAAUUGUUGAUCAAUUAAAAAUAAAAAAAAAGGAAAAAUUCUCUUAAAUCAUGGCAAAAGAAAAUUAAAUUCGAAGCAAUUACACUGAUAAAUCUUAAAAGAAGAAGAUAACAAGUCCUGCAGUGGAGCCAAGCCUUUACCUGUGUCAGUAAAUAUUUAUCAAAUACCUUAUCUGAGUCAGUUGACCUUAUUGUGAGAUUCUGCCCUUGAACCUGUUACUGAAUUAUUUAACAUUCGGUUCUUUUGUUUUUCAAAGCAAGAGUCAAUGCAAGGUAUGAUUUUAAAUCAGCGUGCUAAAGUGUGCAUAUUCUGAAUAUCUAAUAUGUCAUUGUUGUCUCUUGUUUCUGUAAUGCAUUUGCAUUACUGUGAAUCAAUUUUAUUCUGCUUCUCUAGAGACUACUGCUGCCUGCACGCUGUGAUAUAUUUGCACUGUUGUAGAUAUAUAUAUAUACAUAUAAUGUAAUUAUAUUAUACAAACCAUGUCUUUUUCAGGUUGCUUGUUACCUUUGUAGUUUACGCUUCCCGGUACAGUGAACCUGAGUAAAAAUGUGGGAUGUGGGGCAUUCUGAUGAUAUAUUACAGUAAUAGAGAAAUCUUUGUAUAUUUCUGUAUACUUAAUACCUGUAAGAAGAGAUUUGUAUGUGCAUUAUUUUCCAGACUUAGGGCUUUGUUUUCUGAGACUAGAGAACAUUUAUGAUAACGUAACACACACACACACAAAAUCAAAUAAAGUGUUAUUAUUU
This is a messenger RNA of Poecile atricapillus (Black-capped chickadee), 8882 nucleotides long. It is a transcript of the gene ABCG1, whose product is annotated as ATP binding cassette subfamily G member 1. The record is from RefSeq and is a predicted model, not a curated record. Gene Ontology annotation, molecular function: ABC-type sterol transporter activity; ATP hydrolysis activity; ATP binding. The transcript is spliced from 15 exons. Gene Ontology annotation, cellular component: plasma membrane. Bases 302 to 2236 code for a protein of 644 amino acids. Lineage: Eukaryota; Metazoa; Chordata; Aves; Passeriformes; Paridae. Gene Ontology annotation, biological process: transmembrane transport; cholesterol homeostasis.